AUGGCAAUUUUAGACUUGAGUGAACAACAAUGCAAGGAUCAUUAUGCUAGUCUGACACCCCGUGCUCUUGAUAAAUUCUCGGAACAUUUUUGGCAUGAUAAGAAGAAUGCCUUGGCCAUGAACGCCAUCAUGAAUAGCGAUCCUACCCAAGUCAUGGUCAAUCCAUCCGUGGCUCUCAAGAACCGUCAUGUAUUUAAUGUCAAAUUGGAUGUCGAAGGUGUGGCUACCAAUCAAAAGCAAAGUGGUCGUUGUUGGAUCUUUGCAGGCACAAAUGUUCUCCGCUUGGCCGUGAUUCGUAAAUACAGAUUAAACGAGGAUUUUGAGUUGAGUCAAAAUUUCCUUUUCUUUUAUGACAAGCUUGAAAAGGCCAACUGGUUUCUUGAAAAUAUGAUUGAUUUAGCUGAGGAAGAUAUCAAUGAUCGCGUAGUACAAUACCUUUUAACCUCGCCUGUCGGUGAUGGCGGACAAUGGCAAAUGUUUAUUAAUCUGAUUGAAAAAUACGGUAUUGUUCCCAAAACUGCCUAUCCCGAAACCAUCGCCUCUUCCUCCACUGCUCGUCUCAAUUGGUUGGUCACCGCCAAAUUAAGAGAGUUUGCCUCUCAAAUUCGAAAGGCGCUUCGUGAUGGUCUUUCCGUGAAUACCAUUCGUGUCAUCAAGGAAGAAAUGAUGCAGGAUAUCUAUCGUAUCAUGGUCAUUUAUUUAGGCGAACCUCCCCUUAGCUUUGAUUGGGAAGUCAUUGAUAAAAAUAACAAGUGUGUUUCGCUCUCCAACAUGACUCCCAAAAAGUUCAUGAAGGAUGUGGUCGAUUAUCCUAUCUCUCAUACAAUGUCCCUUAUCAAUGAUCCUCGUAACCCUUAUGCUCGUGCUUACACUGUGGCUCGUCUUGGUAACGUGGUAGGUGGAGACCCCAUCAAAUAUGUCAAUACCACUGCUUCCCAAAUGAAGAAGCUUGCCAUGGACGUACUCAAGUCUGGUAACCCCGUAUGGUUUGGUUGUGAUGUAGGACAAUUCAGUAACCGCAACACGGGAGUCAUGGAUACCAAAGUAUUUGAUUAUAAGCUCACGUUCAAUGUGGAUUUCAGUAUGUCCAAGGCUCAACGCUUGUUGUAUGGUGAGAGUGCCAUGACACAUGCCAUGAUGUUUACGGGUGUGCACUUGGAUAAGAAUAAUAGCCCUGUACGAUGGAGAGUGGAGAACAGUUGGUCAGAGACAUCGGGUGAAAAGGGAUUCUGGAUCAUGAGCGAUGAAUGGUUCAAUGAAUUUGUGUACCAGGUUGUACUUGAAAAGGCAGUUGUUCCUAAAAAGUUGGUGGAUUUAUUAGAUGAAAAGGCUAUUGUGUUACCUGCUUAUGAUCCUAUGGGCGCUUUAGCAUGUCCUCAGUAG
Mucor mucedo is the source of this 1383-nucleotide messenger RNA. Its product is annotated as peptidase C1B, bleomycin hydrolase. The record is from RefSeq and is a predicted model, not a curated record. Gene Ontology annotation, cellular component: cytoplasm. Gene Ontology annotation, molecular function: cysteine-type aminopeptidase activity. Lineage: Eukaryota; Fungi; Mucoromycota; Mucoromycetes; Mucorales; Mucoraceae. The coding region runs from base 1 to 1383 and encodes 460 amino acids. Gene Ontology annotation, biological process: response to toxic substance; L-homocysteine catabolic process; proteolysis. The transcript has 4 exons.